CUCUACUUGGAUGGGUCAGUACACGCCAAGUGGUUCAAUAGUAACUAUCGGUUCCAGGACACUUCGUGUGACUUCAAGUGAUUGGUGCGUGGACAGAGUUUUGACGGUGCGCAAAUCUGUGGAAUCGUGACUCAUCCGAGGCCGUAUGGCUGUAUCUGCGCUAAACAUGUCACCCUACUUCGCAGGAUACCCCUUCCAAGGUCAAGGUCGCGUGAACCAACUAGGUGGUGUCUUCAUUAACGGGCGACCUCUUCCGAACCACAUCCGUUUGAAAAUCGUUGAAAUGGCCGCAGCUGGCAUCCGACCUUGCGUGAUAUCCCGUCAGCUGAGGGUAUCCCAUGGGUGCGUGUCGAAGAUCCUGAAUCGCUACCAAGAGACUGGCAGCAUCAGGCCGGGCGUUAUUGGUGGCUCCAAGCCGCGAGUUGCCACCCAGGAAGUCGAGACCAGGAUAGAGCAGCUGAAGAAGGAGCAACCUGGGAUCUUCUCUUGGGAGAUACGGGAUAGGUUGAUCAAGGAAGGAAUCUGUGACAAAAACUCUGCGCCAUCCGUGAGCUCUAUAAGCAGAUUAUUGCGUGGCGGAAGGAAAGAUGACCCAGAACGAAAAAACCACUCCAUUGAUGGAAUCUUAGGCCCAACUUCUUCAUGUGACGAAAGUGACACGGAAUCAGAACCUGGGAUCCCCCUGAAACGCAAACAACGCCGCUCUAGAACCACCUUUACCGGAGAGCAACUGGAAGCACUAGAACGCGCGUUUGGUCGUACCCAGUACCCAGAUGUCUAUACCAGGGAGGAGCUUGCCCAAAAGACAAAGCUGACUGAAGCAAGAGUACAGGUUUGGUUUUCCAACCGCCGCGCCAGACUCCGCAAGCAACUGAACUCCCAACAACUCAACGCUUUCAACGCGAUGUCCCUCCAGUCUGCCUUCCCAGUCCAACAGCACUAUCCUGAAGCGGCCUUCAACCAGAGCUCCUGGACCCAACAGAGCUACGCCUCAGCAGCUCUGGGUGGUACUCCAACCCUGGCUAGUGCUCUUCCUUCAGCCAGCCUGCCACUGUCUGCAGUCAGUACCAAUAGCAACAGCAAUACCAGUACCACUCCACCAGCUCAUACUCAGAAUACCUUGUAUAAUGGGUACAACGGAGGUACAAAUGGACUGGAACAGAACAGCGUGUUAAACAGUGAGAACCAGUUCGGGUAUAACAUGUCAACGCAAGUGUCACCCAACCAGCACAGUGUGUCUCCUCAACAGAGUUCUGUCUGGGCCCGUCAUGCGCAGAACAACAAGGUUCCUGAGAAUUUGGCGGCGCCGUGGCAUGAAAAUUAUAGCUUAUUUGCUCCUGGGACCCACUACGGAGCUCAUUCACCCACUGAAGCAAAGUCCGGAUAUCCCUACUUUGGAGCCAUGGAAAUGUGUUCUAGCAGAGUUCACUAAUCACCAAGUCAAAUACUGUUUCUUUGUGGUGGAUUUAAUAUUACACUCACGUAGCCAUAGGACAUACCUUGCACUUAAGUUACAAAUUUCGAUCUGUGUCCAAUAUGUAUAGUAUAUACAUUAUUAUUUCGUUUUAUUUUUGAUACAGAAUGAGGCAAAACAUGCUAUUAAUUUGAGGUCAACUUAAGGAUAAACACGGAACUCCUUCAUCUUGAAGUUAAACAUUAUAGAUUACGAGCUUUGACAUCUAGCAUGGCGGCCGAAAUUGUGACUUCAUAUGUGAAGAUAAGCUAUGUGAUAGAUUCACAUACAAUAUAAAUUGCAGAUGUUUGAUCAUAUGAACUAAUAAUUAAAACCCGUACUUAUUAUAAAAGAAAUUCACAUUUACUCUAGUAUAUUAAUGCUUGGGUAAUUGCUUCCAACAACGUCGCUCUAGUACACCUUGUUAUAAGAUAGAGAACUAUUACCUACAUGGUCUUUUUCAAUAAUUAUCAUCAAAUUUCUCAACUUAUAACCAGGAACCUAGUAAAAAUGAUUAAAAUCUGUACCCGAAACGGAUUAUGUAAUUGACAGAGCUCUUAUAGUCAACAACCAUGUGACUUAACACGCUUUAAUUAAUAAUAGUCAAUUAAUUAUGUACAUUUUUAUUUAUAUGUAAAUAGGCGUUGAUAAAGUGCUGUCACUGAGCUCAUUAAACUAAAUCAUGAAUGUGAGUAGCAAGGUAGUGAAUUACGUAGACGAAAGCUCAACGAUUAUGAAUAAUUGGUCACUAUAUGUAUAGCUAUAAGUUUCUUUGAAAGUAAAGCAUCCCUCAUAACAUGUUCAUCAAUCGCUUCGAAUCGUAUAGAAUAAUGCAUCACACACUGCUAUUGACACUUACUACUUCAGCAAUAACGUACUUUGACUAAAUUGCUAUGACUACCGUAUUACCAACGAAAAUGUGUUAAGACAAACCUCAUUUAUGUCACAUCAAAAAUAACAAGAUCACUGGACUUUCCCUUCCACUCGCCUGUUGACAUUUAAGUCCCGCGGUCCAACAGGGGCCAAAUAAUUUUAUGAUCGCACGCUAAUGUCUCUUCCGAAUAGACACAUUUUUUUUAAAUAAGAAUGCAUAGCUUAUAAUUUUUGAGUCGUGAUUUCAAUCAUUAUACCUAUUUCUUUAAACAAACGAUUACUUCGUCAGUAAUGUAUAUUAUGUACGUGUAAAUGUGUAUUGUUUUACGGUCUGUUGUCGAAACAAUACUGUAUCACAUCGUUUCUCUCCUUUGUGUAAAAUGUACAUACUGUAAAUAUAUUUAAUUUACUCAUCUG
Molecule: messenger RNA, 2743 nt
Organism: Acanthoscelides obtectus
Lineage: Eukaryota; Metazoa; Arthropoda; Insecta; Coleoptera; Chrysomelidae
Source: the annotation of a GenBank genome assembly